This is a messenger RNA of Triplophysa dalaica, 3106 nucleotides long. RefSeq names its product 2,3-bisphosphoglycerate mutase (gene bpgm). The transcript is spliced from 3 exons. Bases 100 to 924 code for a protein of 274 amino acids. The record is from RefSeq and is a predicted model, not a curated record. Lineage: Eukaryota; Metazoa; Chordata; Actinopteri; Cypriniformes; Nemacheilidae. Gene Ontology annotation, biological process: glycolytic process. Gene Ontology annotation, molecular function: intramolecular phosphotransferase activity.
GGUGUUUGAUCGCAGUUCCUGAUGUCGUGUUGCGGCUGCUGCUGCUACACUGGCGCGAGCACUUUCUUAUCUAAAGGUUAACAUCUACUGUCCUAAUGUAUGUAUUUGCAUCUCAAUGUCAGGCCUCCUCUCAGCAUCUUCUGGAUGUCCAAAUACAAACUCUUCCUGCUCAGGCAUGGGGAAGGGGCCUGGAACAAGGAGAACCGCUUCUGCAGCUGGGUUGACCAGAAGUUGAGUGAGAACGGAGUGGUGGAAGCCCAAGAAUGUGGCAGGCUCUUGAAAGAAAACGGGUACCAGUUUGACCAGGUAUUCACCUCCAUGCUGAGUCGUUCUAUCCGGACCGCUUGGUUGGUGCUGGAGGCCAUGGGACAAGAAUGGGUCCCAGUCACCAAAUGCUGGAGGUUGAACGAAAGGCAUUACGGUGCCCUGAUCGGCCUCAAUCGGGCCGCGAUGGCAUUGAACCAUGGUGAAGAACAAGUGAAAAGGUGGAGGCGCAGCUAUGAUGUCACUCCACCCCCUAUUGAUGAGUCGCAUCCCUAUUAUGCUGAAAUUUAUAACGAUCGCAGAUAUAGUACGUGUGACGUUCCAAAAGAAGAACUACCCAAAUCGGAAAGUCUGAAGGAGGUGUUGGACAGACUACUUCCUUACUGGAAUGAUGUCAUUGUACCAGUGAUCAAGAGUGGCAGAACUGUGCUCAUAUCGGGCCAUGGCAACAGCUGCCGGGCGCUGCUUAAACACUUGGAAGGUAUAUCGGAAACGGACAUUGUCAAUGUAACCUUACCAACCGGAGUACCAAUCUUACUGGAACUGGAUGAGGAUCUUCGACCCGUGAAGCCCCGUCAGCUCCUUGGUGACCAGGCCAAAAUUCAGACAGCUAUCAAAAUGGUGGAGGAUCAAGGGAAGGUGAAUGCGGGAAAUAAGUAGGGACAUUCCUAUGGAAAAUGUUACUUGUUAAAGCUGUGCAAUUAUCCAAACAAAAAAGUUACUGACAAAGUGAUUUUUGUAUUAUGUUGUGAGGUUCUGAAUCAUUCUACCUGAAGAAUUAUAGCAGCAUAUAAAGUUUGUCCAAGGUCAACUGAUGUAAAUAGUGGUUUCAUAAUGCGUUAUAUAAGUCAAGCACUGGAUACUGAUGCAGGAUACAAAUAUAUUUUCUCAUGGCAUGAGGGAUGCAGACACUGAAAGUUUAUUUUAAGUGUACAUUUAAUGAAAUGUGCUGUUGUCUUUGUUUGCUCCUUUUGAACCUGUUUUGUAAUGGAUUUUAAACCACAGAAAACCAGUGGUGCCUUUCUCUUAUGGCAAAGGAGAUAAUCUAUUAUUCUGCCAUAUAUAAAAGCAAACCACAGCAACACAUGUUUAAGAAAUCUGUUGUCAUUUGUUCACCCUCAUGUCUUUCCAAACCUCUUUUUUUUCUGUUAAGCACAGAAGACAUUUUGAAAAAUGUCUCUGUGGUUCUAUGUCUGUACAGUGGAAGUCUGUGGGGGAGCUAAAAUUAUGUUUGCGUACCAGCGCUCUUAAAAUAUCAUUGUUUGUGUUCUUGCAAAGAAAGAUAGUCAAACAGGUUUGGUAUGACACGAGGAUGAGGAAACGGUAUAGUAAGUUUCAUAUUUGGGUAACCCCCCCCUUUACCAGUUUAGAAGAGCAAAUUCGUACCAACAAACAAUUGAGAUUGAGAACUUGUCCAUGCAGAUCCACAUGCAUGUGUCACAGACUGUCUAGAAUUACUUGGAUAUACAAUAGACACUCCCCGACUCUGAGACAGAUUAGGCACCAACUUUAAAAAGAAUUUUAUGUUUAAACAUUUUAUUACUCUGGUCAAGCGUAUGUUCGGGAAGAUUUGCCUCAUAAUAUUUAAAUUAGGCACAAUGUUUCAUUUAUUUGGUUCAUUUAAACUGCCGUAAUAUACUGUACAUUGUUAAAUAGCUUUGUAUAAAGUAUGUAAUUGGGCUGUAUGAACACUUUGUUUAACCUAUGUAUUAUGGGACAUAUUAAGUUAAUGUCUUAACCAAGUUUUAGUACCUUAAAACUAAAGAAUAUAAUAGUUUUUACAUUACACACUGUUACCCAGCCAAGUUACCAUUUCACCAUUGCUGUCUAAAAUGUGCAUUGCAAAAUCUGCAAUUUGUUUGUGUAGUGUGUUUAAUGUGUGUUUAUCACUGAACUGUAUGUAGUACAACUGAGGAAGUUUUAUAUGUUUGCCUAUUUUGUAAUAAUGUUCAAGUGUAAUGUGUCUAUGUUUGCUAUCCCGUCUGACUACUGUUAUGUAAUUGUUGGACAUUGUAGCUCAUUUUAUGUGGUUAUGCUUUGUUUCUCAAUACCUAGCACAACAGGUCUGCUGGUUAGUACAUACCUUCACUAAAAUGUAGGUAAAAUAUAUUUGCUUUGUUACGGUUACAUGUUGUUUCAAACUGAAUAAUAUAUAAAUAUAAAGCUUAUAUAUAUAUAUAUAUAUAUAUAUAUAUAUAUAUAUACAUAUACACAUAUAUAUAUAUACACAUACACAUACACAUACCACACACACACACACACACACACACACACACAAACAUGUUGUGUGAUCUAGUCUUUCAGGAAAGUAGCAGCAUCAUUGGAUUGCACAAGGAAUGUCGUGUUUAUUUUGUGAAACGCCUAGAGCACAAAGUAACCAGGAGGAGGUGCUACAUUGCAGAACUUACUAAGGAAACAUUCCUCUUGUGGUACAAAUGUUGAGGGCAGGAUCUUCAUAGGGUAUUUGGUUUCGCAGAAAGUACUAAUUACAAACAAAACUGGUUUUGGUAGUUUAAUGGAAGGUAGCUCUCCGCAAACUUUCACUAAACUACACAGUGUAAGCCUGAAAUUUACAUGGUAUGUUCUCAAACAAUAAAACAAAGGGAGGUGAUAAGUUCUUCAAUGUCUCUAUAAUGACUGUAUUUUCGAACUCCUGCUGUCCUGUACAGGUGUGUACAGAAUUAGUUUUUUACAUUUCAUGUUCACAGCAAAGCACACACAUACUUAAUCCCUUCAUCCAUGCUUCAAUGAAAAACAUUGAGUGUAUUUAGAGAUGUAGUUACUUUAGGACUUGACAAGACCGCUGUUUUUAUUUAGGCCUACAUAUGACAGAAAUUCUUCA